AUGAGUGCCGACGAGAAGAUGCGGACGUCCGGCGAGGGCGUUCGCGAGGCCGGCUCCGGCUCCAGCUCGUCUGCCCCCGUCCUGCCGACUGUCAACCCCGAAGCCGAGAAGGCGCAGGCUCCCAAACCCACGAUCCCUGCCGCCGCCUACGUAAUUGCCUGGAUCAGCUUGAGCUCGUCUGUCAUCAUCUUCAACAAGUGGAUUCUCAGCACUCUCAACUUCCGCUUCCCGGUCAUCCUCACCACCUACCACCUGCUCUUUGCGACGGUCAUGACACAGCUUCUCGCCCGCUACACCAACCUGAUUGAUGGCCGCAAGUCGGUCAAGAUGACCGGCCGCGUCUACCUGCGCGCGAUUGUCCCCAUUGGCGUCUUCUUCAGCCUGAGCUUGAUCUGCGGCAACCUGACGUACCUCUACCUUAGCGUCGCGUUCAUCCAGAUGCUCAAGGCGACCACCCCCGUCGCCGUGCUUCUGGCCAGCUGGGCCAUGGGUGUCUCGCAGCCCAACCUCAAGGUGUUCCUCAACGUCAUGGUCAUCGUCUUCGGCGUCGUCCUGGCGUCCAUCGGCGAGAUCCGCUUUGUCAUGACCGGCUUCCUCUACCAGCUCGGAGGUAUUGUCUUCGAGGCGAUGCGCCUGACCAUGGUCCAGCGUCUGCUGAGCUCCGCCGAUUUCAAGAUGGACCCGCUCGUCUCGCUGUACUACUUCGCGCCCGUCUGCGCCUUCAUGAACCUCGUCGUGGCCCUGAUGUGGGAAGUCCCCAAGGUCACCAUGGCGGACUUUAACAACGUCGGCUACGGCUUGUUCUUCCUCAACGGCCUGUGCGCGUUCCUGCUGAACGUCUCGGUUGUCUUCCUGAUUGGCAAGACCUCCGUCCUGGUCCUCACCCUGUGUGGUGUCCUCAAGGACAUCCUGCUGGUCGCCGCCUCCAUGCUGAUCUGGGGCACGCCCGUCACGGGCCUGCAGUUCUUCGGCUACGGCAUUGCCUUGUGCGGCAUGGUGUACUUCAAGCUCGGCUACGACACCCUCAAGAACUACGCCGCCGAGGGCGGCCGCAAGUGGGCUGAGUUUGGCGCCUCGCGCCCGGCCCUGCGCAAGAUCAUCAUUGGCGGCACCGUCCUGGCAGCUGUCUUCUUGGUCUUCACGUGGGCCAGCCCGAGCAGCAUCCCGGUCACCCUACCCGUCCGUUUAUGA
Messenger RNA from Sporothrix brasiliensis 5110, 1191 nucleotides. RefSeq lists its product as uncharacterized. Gene Ontology annotation, cellular component: Golgi apparatus; trans-Golgi network; endosome. Gene Ontology annotation, molecular function: antiporter activity. The transcript is spliced from 4 exons. The record is from RefSeq and is a predicted model, not a curated record. Lineage: Eukaryota; Fungi; Ascomycota; Sordariomycetes; Ophiostomatales; Ophiostomataceae. Bases 1 to 1191 code for a protein of 396 amino acids.